AUGAGUGAGUCUGCAACAAUGACAACCCCGUUAAUGUUCCUGUUAAAACUAGCAUGGGACUGUAGGUACAGGUUGCCCCUUUUAAUAACAGUAGGGUUUAUGGUUUUGGAUGUCAGGAUGCAACUGGACAUUAACGUGCAAAUGCACGAAAUUCACAGGCAAGAGGCGCCCCCUAUAAUCCCUGCUGACGUCAUGGUGGACAACUUAAGUGACAGUUCUUGGACUACGUUCGAAGAGCAAGAGAUUGAUUUACAAGACGAAUAG
Messenger RNA from Ceutorhynchus assimilis (cabbage seed weevil), 264 nucleotides. Lineage: Eukaryota; Metazoa; Arthropoda; Insecta; Coleoptera; Curculionidae. The record is from the annotation of a GenBank genome assembly.